Vicia faba (fava bean) is the source of this 750-nucleotide messenger RNA. The record is from the annotation of a GenBank genome assembly. NCBI's taxonomy places the organism in Eukaryota, Viridiplantae, Streptophyta, Magnoliopsida, Fabales, Fabaceae.
AUGUUUGAUACAGGGGCUUUAAACCAGGUGAAAACUUGUACUGAUACAAUAAUGAAUAUUAGCCAGCUGGAGGAAGACAUGUUGAAGCAGAAAGCUAAAUUAGAUUGGCUGAAUUUGGGAGAUGGAAAUAACUCAUAUUUUCAUGCCUCUAUCAAAGAGAGAAAUAAGCAUAUUGGUCUGCAUACUCUGUUUUCCUUACAAGGGGAGCUUCUUAGUAACCAUGAAGCCAUUGAGCAGGAGAUCUUGGAGUUCUAUAAAGAGUUGGUUGGCACAACUACAAAUAAGCUGAUUGGGAUUGAUAGUCAUUGCAUUAGAAAGGGUAAAACUCUUUCAGGAGAGGAUGCACUUACUCUCAUAAAGCCUGUGGAAGAUAGAGAAAUUUGGAAUGCCCUUGAGAACAUAGGAAAUAAUAAGGCCCCAAGAGUUGAUGGCUUUAAUGCCUUCUUUUUCAAGAAUGCCUGUCAGGUGAUCAAACAUGAUAUGGUGGCUUCUGUGAAGGAGUUCUUUCGCACAAGAAUGAUACAUAAAGCUCUUAAUUAUUCUUUAGUGACUCUGAUCCCGAAGCAUGCUAAAGCCAGGACUGUUAAAGACAUGAGACCUAUCUCAUGUUGUAGCACCUUUUAUAAAGUUAUAUCAAAGGUCCUGACUAAGAGACUAGGAAAGGUUAUCAGCUCCAUCAUUAAUGAGAAUCAUCCAGCCUUCAUCCCAGGAAGAAUUAUACAAGACAACAUUAUGAUGGCCCAAGAGUAG